Messenger RNA from Morus notabilis, 2327 nucleotides. RefSeq names its product E3 ubiquitin-protein ligase BOI. Gene Ontology annotation, molecular function: ubiquitin-protein transferase activity. Lineage: Eukaryota; Viridiplantae; Streptophyta; Magnoliopsida; Rosales; Moraceae. Bases 956 to 2026 code for a protein of 356 amino acids. The record is from RefSeq and is a predicted model, not a curated record. The transcript is spliced from 5 exons.
CGGCAGAGACACCUGCACGCUCAACAAAAAACUUACUCACAACUUCACAUCUCUAUUUUGAAAAAAAAAAAAAAAAAAUCUUUUUUUUUUUUUUUCAAAAAAAAAAAAGGAAUUAUGGGGGGGUAUUAAUUAAUAAUAUGGGGUGUGGUGUUAGAGAGAUAACAAACAAGCACGAGACUCCCUCCUCUCAAGAAAAGCCAGCCCCACGCGAAGAAGAAGAGAAAGAAGCAUAAGAGAGAAAAUAAUAAAAAGGGAAUUUGAAGAGGAAGAAGAAGAAGAGGAAGAAGAGAGCAAAGAAAGAAAGCAGAAUAAGGUGUCUCUCUCUUGGACUGAUUCGUUCCAAUCGCAUCUAAUCUCUUUGUUCCUUUUUCUUUCUCUCUCUGUCCAUCAUAUUUCAUAUGUUAGAGAGAAGGUGAUACUAAUACAUGUUGGCAAAGGCAAAGGCAAUAUAGAGCGAGAAAGGAAAAGUAGGUGAAGACACAAAGUGGCAAGCAAGGGGGAAAAAAAAAAAAAAAGAGCAUACAAGGUUUAUUAAGGGAGGAAAUAAUUGUAUGGUGGCAUGGUGAAGAUUUGUGCUUGUUGAAGUCUUCUUCUCUCAACAAACAAAAAAAAAAUUCAUUUUUUUGAUUUACUUUGGAGGAUUCCUUCUCUUUCUCUCUCUCAAAUUUCUCUUCCCUCUUAAAAUUCCAAUCCAAUCUAUCUUGUUCUUUCUUUCUCUCUCUUAUUGAGAGAUAGGAGGGCAUCUUCCUUGUCUUCCAUGCUUCUUCUUUAUCUGCCUUCUUUCAACAUUGCUUCAUCUUCUUAAUUAGUUUGCUUUUACCAAUACCAAUACCAAUAAUACCAAAUAUCCCCUCUGUCUGUACCCAUAUACAUACAUUUCUGUUACAAAACUUUCCCCUGCUAUAUACAUAUAACAUCAUAAUCUUCAUAAUUUUUCUGUCCUAUCAAUCUAGAAAUGGCCGUUCAAGCUCAGUACCCUUCAAAUGUCCUCCUUCUAAAUAGAAACGGACAAGACGGGCACGACUACUCAUUACAACCGCAACCAGGAGGACUGUUCCUCGAUCAAUCCCCAAUGAUAUUCAACAAUGUCGCCGCGAGUGGUACUACUACUAAUAACAAUAAUAAUACUAAUCCGAGGAAAAGAGGAAGAGAAGCUUCAAUCACAAUGAACAAUAUUCCCUUCUCUUUGCAGCAACAACACCAACAACCUCAUCAGCUUAUUGACCUUUCUCAGCUUCAUAAUCAACAACAACAACCCAAUGUGGUCUCCACAGGCUUGAGAUUAUCUUUCGGAGAACAACAACAACAAUUGCAAAACCAUCACAACAAUCAGAAUCAGAAUCAUCAUCACCAUCAACAACAACAACAAGAAGAACAACAGUUUAGUCAAUCUCCGUCUUUGUUAUCUGUAUUGGCAGAGGAUUUUGCCUCACAAAAUAAACAACAGAGAGACGAAAUCGACCAAUUCCUUCAAGCCCAGGGGGAGCAGCUGCGGCGCACUUUAGCGGAGAAGAGGCAGAGGCACUAUCGUGCGCUACUGGGCGCAGCGGAGGAGACGAUAGCGCGGAGGCUGAGGGAGAAGCAGGCGGAGAUGGAGAAGGCAACGCGCCGGAACGCCGAGUUGGAGGCACGCGCGGCGCAGCUUAGCGUGGACGCGCAGCUCUGGCAGGCCAAGGCCCGGGCGCAGGAGGUUACGGUGGCCUCGCUCCAGGCCCAACUUCAGCAGGCCAUGAUGGUGGGCGUCGGUGGGCCCACUUCGGCCCACGAUAGGAGGGGCGUCGACGACGGCGGGCUAUCGUGCGCCGACGGCGGCCAGGCAGAGGACGCCGAGUCAGCUUACGUUGACCCGGAUCGAGUUGCCGUCGUGUCGGGACCGAGUUGCAGGGCGUGUCGGAAGCGAGUCGCCUCGGUGGUGCUGUUGCCGUGUCGGCACUUGUGCCUCUGUACGGACUGCGACAGACUCGUUCAGGCCUGCCCGGUUUGCCUUUCGCUGAGGAAUUCCAGUGUCGAGGUCUUUCUGUCUUAGGGCCCAGGACCAGCCGAUUGUAGGCCCAAUUGUGGCGGCUGUGGGCCCACUAAAAUGCAACGCCGGAGAAUAUGGAGAAAAGAAAAAUGAAGGAAAAAAAAAAGAGGAAUUUCAAUAAUAUUGGAGUAUAAUAAGGAAAAAGAAAUGACAUUCUCUUCUCUUUUUUUUUUUUUUUUUAAAUGGGAAAAUAGGUGAUUAUCCUGCUCCCGAGACUCAAAUUUUUCUUGUUUGAUUUCCCCUCUUGGAGUGAUUACCUAGAGGUAAUGUACAUGGCCACGUGGGUAGUGGCAUUGUUUUUUCU